Lagopus muta (rock ptarmigan) is the source of this 11537-nucleotide messenger RNA. RefSeq names its product SPARC related modular calcium binding 1 (gene SMOC1). Gene Ontology annotation, cellular component: basement membrane. The coding region runs from base 36 to 1445 and encodes 469 amino acids. Gene Ontology annotation, molecular function: calcium ion binding; extracellular matrix binding; heparin binding. The record is from RefSeq and is a predicted model, not a curated record. Lineage: Eukaryota; Metazoa; Chordata; Aves; Galliformes; Phasianidae. Gene Ontology annotation, biological process: extracellular matrix organization. The transcript is spliced from 13 exons.
CGCCGCCGCACCUCCGUCGCCCGCCCCGAGGGACGAUGCCGCCCCGGGCCUGGCGCGGCGCGGGGGCUCGCCCGUUCCUGCUGGCGCUGCUGCUGGCGCAUCUGCCCCAGGGUGGCGGCCACCGGGCCGCGGGGCCCAGGUUUUUAAUAAGCGACCGUGACAGAGACCCUCAGUGUAACCUGCAUUGCUCCAGGUCCCAGUCCAAACCACUCUGUGCCUCCGAUGGCAGAACAUAUGAGUCCAUGUGUGACUACCAGCGAGCCAAGUGCCGGGAGUCAAGCCUGAGUGUGACACAUCGUGGCCGGUGCAAAGAUGCUGGCCAAAGCAAGUGUCGGUUAGAGAGAGCUCAAGCACUGGAACAGGCAAAGAAGCCCCAGGAAGCAGUUUUCAUCCCAGAAUGCAAUGAGGAUGGAUCAUUCACACAGGUGCAGUGCCAUACCUACACUGGAUACUGCUGGUGUGUGACACCUGAUGGCAAGCCUAUUAGCGGCUCUUCUGUACAGAACAAAACUCCUGUAUGUUCAGGUUCUGUAACUGAUAAACCAUCAAGCCAGGGUAACUCAGGGAGGAAAGUUUCUUUUCGGUUCUUUUUAACUCUCAAUUCAGAUGAUGGGUCGAAGCCAACGCCUACCAUGGAAACCCAGCCCAUUUUUGAUGGAGAAGAAAUCACAGCACCCACCCUGUGGAUUAAGCACUUAGUCAUCAAAGAUUCCAAACUGAACAGCUCCAGUAUAAGGAAUUCAGAGAAAGUUCACUCCUGCGACCAGGAAAGACAGAGUGCCCUGGAGGAGGCCAGGCAGAACCCUCGCGAGGGCAUCGUCAUCCCCGAGUGUGCUCCAGGGGGGCUCUACAAACCAGUGCAAUGUCAUCAGUCCACUGGGUACUGCUGGUGCGUCCUGGUGGACACUGGCCGCCCCCUGCCCGGUACUUCCACUCGCUAUGAGACUCCAGUAUGUGAAAGUGAUGCCAGAUCGAAGAGUACAGAGAUUGAUGAUCCGUUCAAGGACAGAGAACUUCCAGGUUGCCCAGAUGGGAAGAAAGUUGAAUUUAUCACCAGCUUACUCGAUGCUCUCACUACGGACAUGGUACAGGCUAUUAACUCAGCAGCACCUACUGGAGGUGGGAGCAGGUUCUCUGAGCCAGACCCCAGCCACACGCUGGAGGAGCGAGUGGUGCAUUGGUACUUCAGCCAGCUGGACAACAACAGCAGCAAUGACAUCAACAAGCGAGAGCUGAAGCCUUUCAAGCGUUAUGUGAAGAAGAAAGCCAAGCCCAAGAAAUGUGCCCGACGUUUCACUGACUACUGUGACCUCAACAAGGACAAGUCUAUCUCACUUCAGGAGCUGAAGGGGUGCUUGGGAGUCAGCAAGGAAGGAAGUAGCCUGAGCAGUUUCCCCAGUGGAAAAAGACAAGGCCUUAACCCUUUCAUAGGCCGCUUGGUGUAGCAGCAACAGAAGACAGAAGGGAAGGCAGGAGCCAACCCAAAGGAAGGAAAGAUACAGCGACAGAUGGACACCUUGCUUCUUAAGAGCAAGCAUACAGCAUCAGAAACAUCCAACGUAGCAGAAGUGGCACCCAGAACGUUUGCACUUUCUAAUAAUUGGUUUGGGUUUGUUUUUAAUUUCUUUUCAAUGCCAUUAUCUAAUACUUUGGAGAGCGGGGGGAAACAGGAUCAUGACUUUUUAAAAUUGGAACAGCUACUGAUGACUUAAAAUUGAGUUCACUGGGACUCGAAGAAAGAGAAUUUUAUAUACUGUAUAUAAAUAUGUAUGUAAAUUGUACAGUUGUCUUGUACAGGGGUUGGAGUCACUGUUCUGUUCCUCCCUUUGCUUCUGAAGGCUGUUAGGGUUAGAGGGACACUUUGCAUUUAAUGGAUUACAGUAAUGCAUUCAUUUCUGCCAACUGAUCCAUCAUUCAGUUGCAAACUGAUCUCUUACUGUCCCCACGCACGAAGGAGUAAGCAUAUCAGCAUGACCUGAGCAAACAGUGCCCCACAUACUAAAUGCUUCUUGAGAACCUCCUCUUUGAUUACUGUGCAGCUCUGUUCAAGUCACAGGCAUCAGGACUUCUGAGAGAGCAAGGAUUUCUCCUCAGCAGUUGGGCACUGCAAAGCUACUUGGAGUAGGGGUAGGAAAGGGUUGUAUUAAGGAAAUGUAGAAAUAGUUUCUGCACCUGUUGCAAAAUGGUUAGAAAUGAAUUGCAAAUGCAUCGCUAUUCAGGCUCAGAAGACAUGCUUAGCAAAGAUGUGCCAUGUCCUGAGAAUCUAAUGCUACUGGAAGGGCAUGGAAACCAUAGACACUAGUAGAAUCAGCGGAGUGAUGUCACGCAUCUUCUUCUCUGACACAGUGUUCAUCUAUAUGAUGCAAGCAAUAAAAAUACUGAGGAACCAUCUAAAAGCAGCAUCAGACUGCCUGUUACUUUGCUGGAGAGCAAAGAACAAAUUUGUCAGUGCAGAAGGACAUGUUCUGCUGGUUCCCAAGAGUCUGCUUUUACUUAUGCUUCAACUCUGCAGCUUGGGCCAUGCUUGCUGGUAAAGGAUUGCGUGCAAUGACUGAUCUUGUCUUUGGUGGCUCCUCUCCUGCACAGGGGACAGCCUGUCUAGCUUUGAUUACCUACUUCACCUGAUUCAUUGGUAUCAGUAUCUCCCGUGCUUUUGUGCUCGGUAACAGCAAAGGCUUGAAGAGCUUGGUGCUCCUGGAGGCCACAAGAGCUGUUUCAACCACCUGCAGUUUUUCCAAACUUGUUGCUUGUUAACUUCAGUCAGAUGCAGCUGUAAAGUCAGCAGAUCAGCUAUCCUUGGUUUGGACAGAGUGUGAUGGGACACGCCGUGCUGUGAUUUGCUUUGCUCAUUUUCAACCUCCAGCGGCACUUGCCUAUUCCUAGAGGAAUUCUGAGCAACUUCCCAUUUCAGAUUUGGCAAUCCUUGUGCCACUCAUUUUUGGAUCCGGAACCAGUAGUAAGAAAUGACUUUGUGCCAUGCUGAUAUGAGAUCACACCAACAAUUGUUUGUAAAAGUGUUGUGAUACUGCAGAAGGUGAACUUGUCCCCUGAGGCUUUGCGGCUUUCAUAUAAAUGUUACAACACAGCCACUCUGUGGCAUGUCACCUGAUGGCAGACACAUCACAGCAAGAGUGUCCUGAUGCAGUAAGCUAGUGCCUUGUUGCCAAAACGGAAAAUUAGAAAAAAUAACAAGCAUUUUUGAAAUAGCCAUAUAGUAGCAAUGACAACUCUUCCCUGAGAAGUAAAUUGGAGCUGAUUGAAGCGUUUUAUAUGGUUGAAAACACCUCUGGUAGUCUCUGAAGUGUACAUUACACCACUGUAAUGUAUAGAAAAGCUCUCUUUAGCAAGAGCAGAUCCUGCAGCUCGAUCCUUUAUGGUUCCUCACAUACAAUGUAUGUGUUUUUCUGGACUGCAAGCUGCCAACUUCUCAAUUGCAUCUUCUCUUUUUAAAAUGCCCAGCACUCAUCUUUUGUGUGUUGGAAUGAUUUGGUUUAGUGUAUAGUUAGAAAUGUUCCUAUCUCUUGUUAUUCCUAUUGUAGGAGCAAAGAACGAACCCAACUGUAUAAAAAAAAAAAACACUUUUCCUUGUCUUUAUAUGCUAGCCUUAGAAAGUGAAAGCUCUGGCUGCUGGGUGUUUUCUUGUUUGUUUCUUUUUUCUUAUUUUUUUUAAUUGCAUAGUUACAUCCAGCAAAUCCAGACAGUUGGAUCUCAAUAGGAGCUCUGUCAUCCAGCCACUGGGACAGGCAGUGCCCCACAGAAUUGCAGGGGUGUGCAGAGCUGCUAGAAAUCAUUGCAUCUUUUCAUCUGGAAAUGCUGGGAAUGUCAGUAAAGUAGACAGCCAGCACUGCUGCCUGCCACAUUAAUAUCCUUCUGCAGACCUUUUUCUCCUCUUCGCAUCUUUCAGGUCUAAAAGGCCUGCGCUCACAUGUAGUUUGCAAUUAAAAUUGAGUCAGUUGUUCGAGGAGAUCAAACAAGGUUGGCUUUGGUAUUGGUGGAUAUUCGUGUUGCUGUAUUAGUGCUGACUUAAUGGAUGGAUGGGGGUCCAAGCAUUAUGUUUCUUUAGUUUCAUGGGAGGAGUCCAACUCCCAGCAUCACAACUUCGGAUUUGCACAGGCCUCAGAGCAGCUUAUGGCAGCAUUUGUACAUUGACAUGCAUGACCCAACCACUAUGACUGCAUAAAGUCUGGGCACAGGUUAGAUUACUUGUUCAGGAUUUGUGUGUUGGAAGCUCACAGAAGGCUGUACUGGUCCUGACUCAUAUAAUCCACCCAUUGAGUGUCCAAACAGUCAUCAGAACAGAGCAAUGCUUCAGCUCCCCUCAUCCCUUGUUGUUUUUCUUGCCAGUCACCGGGCUGCCAGGCCAAAUGUCCUUAUCUGGCAGUGACAAGCAUGUUCUGCUUUGCCUUGCAUCAGUAGCAUCCUACUGAAGCUGGGGCAGAGGGUGUGUCACAGUUGUGCCUGGAAGCAGACCGUGGGUAUCUCUCCUCAUCCUACAAGUCCUCCUGGGCCUCUCCAGCUCUACUUUAAAUGACAGGUGAAAACACUCAUGACAGAGGAGGACCAGGGGUCUACAGAGCAAAUCAUCUGCUCUUCUGCUUGAAGCAAAACCAUAUCCUUUUUUGCUGAUCCUCCAAGGACGUAGUGUCUUGGAGGGAGUUGCAUUAUGGUGGGAUUCACUCCUAUGAAGGCACUGCUUUCCAUGGCCUAAGUUUGUAUUGAACUUAUCCUGCCCCAGCACAUUUCUGCCUAUGGCAUUGUUUGUUAGACUGAAAGGCAUCUGUUUGAUUUUAGUUUUGUAAUAAAAUAGAUAACUUUUGCUCUAAAGUCUUUUGGUUGUUUCUUGUUGAAUAUUGAUUUUCAGAGCUCAUCUUUCUUUCACAUUAUGUUUUUUUAAUUAUAUUGCCAAAUGAGGAAAGGAGACUUUCCUUCUCCCAGAAUCGGGUCUCAGUCAUUGAUUGGAUCUGAGGAUGCUUCUUUCUUGUGUGUAAGCCUCCAGGAUGAACUAAAACAUGCACCCGUGUGCUGUCCUCUGGGGUUUAAUGACAGAUUCUGCUCAAUCUACUUCAAAAGACUGAAGAUUCGGUGGCAGAGCAGAGGUGACCUCCAAAGGUGGCAGCUACUGCAGAAUGUGAUCUCAAAGCACCCUCUCCUAAACCAGGGACAGAAGACAGCCAUUGAGUCUCACUGGAUCUUCUGAUCAGUUCUCAUGUUGGAGACUUUGUACAUCGCUGAAUGAGGAAGAACUGUUAAAGCUGCUGUCCACAGAUACAAGUUAAAUGAUGAAAGUAUUGCAAACUGGAAAAAGAGAGGAGUGAAGCCAAUGUGGACUUUCUGGACUAAACUGGCAACCUAAGCAGAUUUUGUUGUAUUACCAAGGUGACAAAUUUGAGGGCUCAAGAAGAAGCAGUAGAUGUCAUCUCUGGAGUCCUACAAGACUUAAAGAAUUAAAAGUAGGAAAGGACUUUUUUUUCUUUUUUUUUUUUUUACUAAGUAAUUCUUUGGCCAUUCUUUAUGGCACUCUGAGGAGCCUUCAUCCUUCUCUGGCCUUGCAGUGAUUCUGUAAGCAAGUCAGAAGAACGACAGAGAGAUUGUUUCUGCCUCUGCCUCCAGCAGAAGUCUUUUCUUCCUCCCCUUUCCCCUUAUCUUUGACAUAAGGAACAAAAUCUCUAUGCAGAAGGCCAACCUCCUGACUUCUAGCCCUUACAAGCCAUUUUGGGCAAAAUAACUUGGCAGCUCUCCAAAGCUGCUGUUAAAUCAGGCAGCAGGAUCUGCAUAAGUGGUGCUGCUUGACUUGGAGAAUGCCUGGGUUUUCAAAAACAGCACCUCAGAAACUAGGAGUACGGCAAGCCAGUAUUUUCUAAGGAGUGUUUGCUAGAAAGCCUGAGGCUGACUGGGCCACAAGUAAUGAUGCUUUUUCCUAUUCUCUAUCUGUGGGCUGCCCCACUUAGCAAUUUUAACAGCUGUUUUUGCUUUUUAGAAGCGCCUUGCCUGUGCACACCAGGAGAUGUCUAGCUUUCAUUUGGAAAACAGCACCAGCUACAUGCUGCAAUGCAAACUACAUCCCCACCUCCUGUAAAAGCAAGAGUGAGUGUUUAAUCCAUGUUGUAUUGUUCUUUCACCACACUGGGUCUGGACUGGAGGUCUGUGGCUCUCAGCCCUGGUAGAAGGACUACAGCCUCACUGUGUACUUAGCUGUGAGGAUGCAUGAAUUGUUGAUACGUGGAUGAAGGACUCAGCUGUGUGUGUGACCUUCAUCCUUGGUUUGCUGAAAUUAGUUCUGUAGCAUCUCAGAGUUGUGCUUUAGGCAAUAAAAACUGCAGUGACUGAAUGUCCGUUGUCCCACUAUAGAGUAGCACUCUGGCUUUGCAUUGCAUGCAGUGCCAAUGUUAUCACAUGAUUUUGGCUGGGACUACUCAAGUGAUGCCUUCUGACUUCUCUACACCAGAAAAGACUGACACAAUAUUUGGCUGAAGAAAUGCAGCUGUUUGUGAAGUGGCUUGGAUGUUCUCACUGUGAAAUGGCAGUUGUGACAGAUAAAGCUGCAUGGAGGUGGCUAAAGUUGGAUCUGGGCUCCUGUAGUCCAAUAUGAAUGCAAAUUAUUGCAUCUCUUGACCUGUUAUGAUUUUUUUGAAGUGGUCAGGUGUUUGUUACAGGCUUUUUCUGCUUGAAAUGCUGCCAAAUAUCAGCCCUUUGUAAAAGGAGUUAAAGUACUUCAACUUCAAAAAGACAGAAUAGCAAAUAUCAAUGAAUUCAGGAAACUGGUGGGGGCAGGAUCUCUGAAUAGCUGUCCAAAAGGAUAAAAGAGAUCUGAGAACUGAUAUAAGGGCUGGUGUCAAAGUCCUAAUAAGAAACUAUCUUGCUGUACAGGAAAUUGAGGGAACAUAGAGACCAAGGCCUUCACUUGUGAAGAGCUUUAGCAUCCUGAAGCUUGAAAAGAAAAAACACAGAACCUGAAGCAAGAGCAUUUACCUAAGGCUCUGAAUACAGCAAUGGCACGAGAAGGCUGGCGUAAGAUCAGAAGGGCUGAAGCCUAAAAAUACCUUUAAGUAGCACGUGAUCUAAAAGAGGUGGAGGGAGAAGGUAAAUUCUGUUAUAGCAUGAAAGCUGAUGUGAAACACUCACUUAAAGAAAGCAGAAUUUUUAAAGCUUAUUUUAUUCACUUUGUUUAAAAAAAAAAAAAUAAUGUGACCCUAUUCUUAGCAGAAUUAAUUUUAUUAAGGAGAAAAGAGCAUAACACCGCACCAACCCCCCUGAUGAGGAGAAAGAGCAAGGUAAGUGAUACUUGGAUCAUUAAGGAGAAUGGCAGCAGGAUCAGGUGAAGCUCACUGUGGAAAAUUCAGAGUACUGGCCCAAGUGCUUCUGACUCACAUGGGAUGGGUUUUGGAGCAUGGUAGAAUACAUGUGAGCUUCCAGAGGAAUUAAGGAUGGCAAGACAAGGUCACCUAACUAGAGAUGAAUUAAAUCAGGGAGUUACAGACCUGAUAUUUUAAUGGUGUCUCUGUGUGAAAACUUCUGAGUGAGGUGCUGAACAGUUACUCCCUUAAUUACCUAAUACAUGUAUAAGUGUGUGGAAAAUGGCUGGAAUGGAUUUGUUGAUGUUUUGUUCAGGACAAAUCGUAUCAAACCAAUGUAAUUUCACUCUUUGACAGGAUAACUGGCCUCAUCGCUUUGGGGUCGGUAUGAGAUGUGAUAUAUCUUGACUUUGGGAAGGCUUCUGGCACUGUCCCAGAAGACGUUCUCAUAAGCAAGCUGAGGAAAUGCAACCUAGACUCACAAUACAUUGAGCUCAGUGUCAAAGUCAGAGACCUUUCUGGGCAAGUCUUUUGAGUGUCUGUCCAGGGUCCAGGUCUAUUCAGUAUUUUCAUCAGCAGCUUUAGGAAUCUGCUUUGCUAUACAAUGUCCUGGUGGCAUCCAACUGCGUGGGGCAGUAAGCACUUAGGAAGGGUAGAACCAGAAAGCUUGAUAAAUUGGAGAAACCAUCCAAGUCAGCAGGAUGAGUUCCAGCAAAGGAGUAUGCAAUGACCUGCCAUGGGAAUACUGAGGAGAAUGUACAAACAAAAUGUAAUCCAGUAGCAAAUACUGCUUAGAAGCUGAGAGAGGAGAAAGGGGAGAACCUGAAGGUCUUUCUAACAUCCAGCAUACUCCUAUGAGUGAUGGUAAUCAGUGGUUUUCCGUGCCACUGUGAAUAAAACAAGAAGGAAAAAGUCAUCAGGGCAAAAGAAAACCAUUUAGUUUUGCUGUUAUUUUCUAUGCAAAAUGCUAUUGAAGGAAAGGAGGUUAUACAACCUCUUUUGCUACAUUUUUAAAAGCUUAUUGAACAACCAUGGGAGUAGUCUCUACAGCAUGCCCUACUGAGGUGUCCUUGAGAGAAGAAGGCCCCUUUUCAGCUUUAAUGUUGAGUUUCUUUCCUACAUCUUUUCUGUGCACCCAAGUUGUAUGCAUGUCGUUUUCAGAAAACACGACCAGUGUUCCUGUAAUGAAGCCUAUUUCCUGAGACACCAGAGAGGUCAUCCCAAGAAUUUAUUUAUAACUUCACAAUUAUAUUAUAUGAAUUAUAAAUUCACACUCUAAAAGAAUACAAUCUUGCUUAAAGGGUUUAGUCCUUUAAUUUACCUAAAUGUCAGACUAAAUUUAACUUUCUAGACCUGUGUUAUUUUUUUAUUGCAUUGUUUAAAUUGGGCCAGUCUCUGAGUACACCCUCAGCAAUGAUGAGGUGGGUAGGUAAUGAUUUUUCCUUUAGCUACAACACUCAGCUCACCAUGUAAGUGGCAUUAACAAUGGCACUGUGAGACAUUGGUGCAUCCUUAGUUAUAGGUGAUGAGCUCAUCAGCAUCAUGUCAUACCUGCUGGUUCCGUGUCUAAGCUCAAGCCAUCGUUUCUUGGAGGCACAUCUUGGUUUUCCUGAGGAAAACUAACUCAAUCCAGCCACCACUUGAGGCAAAGCAUGGCCUCCCAGGGAAGGGGAGGUAGAGGGGUGUGUGUUUUGGGUAAACUCCUCAGGGCGUUAAUAUCGGUGAGUCAUUUACUCAUGGUUUUAAUUAUCUAGACAUUAUAUUGUAAAUAGCUCACUUAAAUACCGAGAGGACGUUCGUCCCCACCCCCCUGUGGAGGCAAGUCACAAAUAACACUAUUAACAAGCAGGCUGCCUCUGGCACACACACACACAUUAUGACAACAGUCAUUAAAAACAUUUUUUUCCAUACAAUAUUCCAGAGGUUAUUCUUGGUGACAGUGCUUUUCAGCUUGUGGCCAGGGCUGAGCAACUGCUGCUCCCUUUCAUGUGGGCUUGUUCGUACACCAAGGUCAUGGCCAUGACAAUUCCCCAGCUGAAUAAACCCAGAAAUAUUGCCAUGCCCAACCCCAAAGCAAUAUCAGGUGAAUGAUACGAGGAUUACCCGUAGCUGUGCAACACCACACAUUCAAAAAGUGACUGAGGAUGGUCUGUCCAGGGAGGUGGUAGAGUCAGUGUCCUUGGGGGUGUUCAAGAAAUGUGUACAUGUGGCACUGAGGGAUAUGGUUAGUGGCCAUGGUGGGGAUGGGCCAACGGUUGGACUUGAUGACUUUAGUGGGUUUUUUUAACCUUUAUUAUUCUGUAUCUCACCACUUAGAGGUACUACAGCAGCCUUACAAAUGCCUUCCCAGAGCAAAGUGCUCUGCUGGGGAAGGCAUGUGAGUUGGCGUCAUCCUACCACAGCAAUGGGCCAAGGCGACUGAAGCCCAUAGUGGUGGCACAUGCAGAUUGAUGGUGGCUUCUCCUUGCAGAUGAUGCUGUGGGUUGAGGCAUUGUUGCUGCUUUUAGAUGGAGAGUGGAGAAGUCCUCUGGUACCAGGGACAACUGGCUUAUAAAUGAGUCCAGCAGCCACAGCUGUGAGAUCAGAGAAACCGUAAUCACAGAAUAUUUUUGUCUUUAAUUUGUGCUUGUCCAGAAAAGUUCUGAUGACACUAACACAACAGUAACUACCAAAAAGGUAAGAAACUCUGAGCUAAGAGCUGCAAAUGCUCUCCUCCCUCAUUUAAAAACUUUGCUCAACAGCUUUAACAGCCACUCAGUUCUUAACUGUGUACUGCAGCUGAUUCCCAAUGCCUGCAGUCUGCUCCCAUUCAGCCCAACUUUCCCUGGGGUAGCAUCCUUAGGUUCCGGACCUAGUCCUCUGAGUGCUGGCCUGCCUCUGUGCAGUGGUGACAGUGAGCCAGGCAGGCUGGGGGUUCCAGCACCCUGCACCCCAAACCCAGUCACUGACACUAAAGGCAAUGGCUUUGCCUUUUUUGCAGCAGCAAGGAAAACAGAGCAGCAAAAGUUCCCCUCUGCAAAGCAUCAAAGGUAAAGCUGCUGCUGGAUCCUCCCAGCAAAACCUGAUGCUGGCAGAGAGUGAAGCAGGCAGGGUGAGCGAUGGUGUCCACACACCUGCCCAGAUGCAAGCACACAAACCAAAAAUAAAACAUAAAAGCCUCAGCAAAAACAAAUCCCCAAGGCACCACAUUUGCUUUUUUUUUUUUUCAGCUUGCAUAUUUUUUAAUGAAGUAAAAAAGGAAAAAUAAAAUAAACACUCCACUGAAGUUGUCAGCUUGGCACAGGUCUCCACAGUGCAUCGAGGGCACCAAAGUCACCAUGCAAUUGGCAGUCACAGAUGUUCAUCCCCCUGCACCCCCUCCCACAGAGUGAGCCUAAGAAAGCUGCAGAUGAAAAGCACAUGACCAAUACAGCACAAGCAACAGAAUAACAGCACUGCAUAACAGUGAGCUCCCCACGCCUGAGUUUUAGCCAGGAAUGGGGGAACUGAUAUGGUUAAAAUAACAACAGACUUGACAUGUCCAAAUUAAAAACUGCAAUGAUAACAUAAUCCCGUUGCACCUUAAACACCCCUACACACACAUCCAGAGAUCAUUUGUCGGGACUUCUUUCAUUUUUCCUCACCAGUCACACAUCUGUGCUAUGGGGUCCCAGCCUGGAUGGCAGCAGAAGUGGUGCCCAAUGCCGGCAGGAGCUGCUCGGUGGGUGGUGGCAUGGCCAGAUAUCAGAGAGACCAACUCACUUGGCAGGAUCCCCCUCUUUCUUGUGCCCUCCCCCAAAAGCCACCACAGAGGGAGGAGAAGAGGCAGUAGACCGUCUUCCCUUUAGCCUCCAUGAAGGGCACUUCACCUGCAAAGCUCCUGCAAGAUGGAUCCUUCUUCUCUGCCUCAUGCUUACACACAUUUAUACAGCGAGAUAUUCAAUAAACCUUUUGUACGAAAAUAAAUAUUUUCCUCUGUGUUUUAAGGACCAAUGUCACACAUCUUUUUACCUGCUAUAAUGAUACGCGUGUUCCAUCCAUGACAGCCUAAUUCCUGCUGCUUUGCCCUCACCUGCAGCCACCAUCUCCAAGGGCAGCAGGAAGCACUCCAGUAUGCUGACAGCCCCUCAGUCUGUGCUGUGCUGACUGCCUGGGUUUGGCUGAUGCUAGUGAAGUCACGGAUUUUUCUGUACAGCACCUGUUUCUUGAUAGAAGAAAUUAUCUUCCUCUUGGAAACACUUUUAAAAAAGCAAGGUUUUUAACAAC